Silurus meridionalis is the source of this 2365-nucleotide messenger RNA. RefSeq names its product serum/glucocorticoid regulated kinase family member 3 (gene sgk3). NCBI's taxonomy places the organism in Eukaryota, Metazoa, Chordata, Actinopteri, Siluriformes, Siluridae. Bases 334 to 1794 code for a protein of 486 amino acids. The record is from RefSeq and is a predicted model, not a curated record. Gene Ontology annotation, molecular function: ATP binding; phosphatidylinositol binding; protein serine/threonine kinase activity. Gene Ontology annotation, biological process: protein phosphorylation. The transcript is spliced from 17 exons.
GAAGUCGGUCCCGUGACAAAUAGCUUCAGGAAAAACGUCAGUAAACUUUCGGGACAGCUUUAGUUGGCAGUUCCUUCACAAGCAAACAUUAUGGAUACCGGAAAAUCCAGCUUCUGCUCGUUUAUCUGUGGAAAAGUUUAAGAGGUUCCACACAACUAAGGUUGGGAUUUCUGGUUUGGACUUCCUCUGGAUUGUGCUGUGCGUUCUGGGGAAACUUGGUUAAAAGAAUGGACAGCAAGUUGAGUCUUUGAACUGUGCUCCAAAGCGGAGCACUAAGGAACCGCUGUUAUACAGAGCUGCCUUCAUUGAGUCCGGUCUGGAAGAACCACGAGGAUGGACGCUCGUUCAAACUGCCCUAAUGUCAGCAUCCCCUGCCACAAUGAGCAGAGAGACAAGAAAAAACGUUAUACUGUUUACAAAGUGAUGGUCAGAGUUGGAAGGCAUGAGUGGUUUGUCUUCAGGAGAUAUACAGAAUUUGAUAAACUUUAUAAUACAUUGAGAAAACAGUAUCCUGCUCUGAAUCUGAAGAUACCUGCUAAGAGAAUAUUUGGUGACAACUUCGACCCAGAGUUUAUAAAGCAGAGAAGAACAGGGUUACACGAGUUCAUUCAGAAAAUCGUGUCCCUUCCACAGCUCAGCAGUCACUCUGACGUUCGAGACUUUCUUCAAAUGGACAAAACCCAAAAUGUCUCAGAUAUCUCAGAAGAUGAAGAUGAGAAGAAUACCUCUACCUCCAGAAAUAUUAACCUGGGACCUUCUGCAAACCCUCAAGCAAAACCCACCGACUUUGACUUCCUAAAAGUGAUUGGUAAAGGGAGCUUUGGAAAGGUCCUCCUUGCAAAGAGGAAACGAGACGGGAAGUGUUAUGCAAUCAAAGUGCUUCAGAAAAAAGUCAUUUUAAAAAGAAGGGAGCAAAGGCACAUCAUGGCUGAGCGCAAUGUGUUGCUAAAAAACGUGAAGCACCCUUUCCUAGUUGGAUUGCACUAUUCCUUCCAGACAACGGAUAAGUUAUACUUUGUCUUGGAUUUCGUCAACGGUGGGGAACUAUUCUUUCACCUACAAAAAGAGCGAACGUUUCCUGAGUUCAGGGCGAGGUUCUACAUAGCUGAGAUGGCAAGUGCACUGGGCUAUCUACACUCUCUUAACAUUGUUUACAGGGAUUUGAAACCGGAAAAUAUCCUGUUGGACUUCCAAGGGCAUGUGGUCUUGACGGAUUUUGGACUGUGCAAAGAGGGAAUUUCUCAAGCAGACACGACAACCACAUUUUGUGGGACACCAGAGUAUCUGGCUCCGGAAGUUUUGAGAAAACAGCCCUACGACAACACCGUGGAUUGGUGGUGUCUUGGUUCUGUACUAUAUGAGAUGUUGUAUGGCCUGCCUCCGUUCUACAGUAGGGACACGCAUGAAAUGUAUGAUAACAUCUUGCAUAAGGAGCUGCCACUGCGCCCCGGGGCAUCUAUGAUCGCCUGGUCCAUUUUGCAGGCCCUUCUGGAGAAAGACAACACCAGGAGGCUGGGAUACAAAGACGACUUUAAUGAAGUUAAAAGCCAUGCAUUUUUUUCUUCCAUUAACUGGGAUGACCUUGUGCAGAAAAAAAUCCCACCUCCAUUUAAUCCCAGUGUGGAGUCCCAGUAUGACAUAUCAAAUUUUGAUCCUGAGUUCACAGAAGAAACCGUACCCAAUUCGGUGUGCAUCUGCAGGGACAACUCCAUUGUCAAUGCAAGUGUCAUGGAGGCUGAUGAUGCUUUUCUGGGUUUUUCAUAUGCUCCACCUUCAGAUGACUUUUUCCUGUAAAGAACUGUACUACAGCUACUUUAUGCUACCAGAAAUGACUUCUGUGUUCACCUUCAUUAUGGAAAACAAAAAUUCAAUGGCCAAACAAAGUCAUUGUGCACUUGACAGAUGGACAGACAUCUUAUGAUGCAGGGUUUUUUCACCAUUUUUUUUUUUUUUUAUAUUUCAACAACAGAUUUCUAUUUUGUAUUGUGUAUAAACCCGAGAAACUGUUAUAGCUCAGGUAUUAUGUUUCCUCUUCCCUUGAUUAUUUUCUACAGUGGCAGGUUUUUUUUUUGUCGGGAAAACCGUGUAAGGUAUUUUGAAUCCAGAUAUGUACAUUCCACAUGUAAUACCACAUAAUGAACUUUAUUUUUUAUGGCACUUAUGAUUAUUGGUUUGUCCUCCUUUGAAAAAUGACUCAGAAGAAUACAUUACAAGGCCAUUUUUUCCCCAGAGUAUUUUUCCCAGAUAUCUUUUUUUUUUUUUUUUUACCACCAAAGAUAUGUUUUGAACUAACAUAAAAAUGUAAAUGUCGUAAAUUGUGUAACUGCAGGAUUGAAAUGUAGUAAAUUGUGGAUAUGUUGACCAA